This is a messenger RNA of Coprinopsis cinerea okayama7#130, 872 nucleotides long. Its product is annotated as pectate lyase C. Gene Ontology annotation, biological process: pectin catabolic process. Gene Ontology annotation, cellular component: extracellular region. The coding region runs from base 16 to 777 and encodes 253 amino acids. Lineage: Eukaryota; Fungi; Basidiomycota; Agaricomycetes; Agaricales; Psathyrellaceae. The record is from RefSeq and is a predicted model, not a curated record. The transcript has 14 exons. Gene Ontology annotation, molecular function: pectate lyase activity.
UACGUGUUUUUCAAGAUGCUGUUCAACCUCCUCUCGCUCACCAUCCUCGCUGUAACCACAGCCAUUUCUGCUGAGCCUAUCCAACGUCGAGCAGCAACCAACGUCUUCCCAAACCCACCAACGACCAGCGUCCUUAGCGCACCCAUCAGGGUAAAGGCAGGUCAGACCUUCACCCCUCCCCGGCCCUACACCCGCUAUGAACGCGGCUCUGGGUCUUGCACGAACGGUGAAGGAGGUGAAGCUGACGCUGUCUUCCUUUUGGAGGAGGGCGCGACGCUUAGCCGGGUCGUGAUUGGCAAGAACCAGAUGGAGGGCGUGCAUUGCUUGGGUUCAUGCACGGUUGAAUACGUCUUCUUCGAGGAUGUGUGCGAGGAUGCCGUGACCAUCAAGCAGAAGUCUGGCACAAGUAGGAUCAACUAUGGUGGUGCCAAGGGAGCGUCUGAUAAGGUCAUCCAGCACAAUGGUGGUGGAACGGUUAUCAUCAAUAACUUCUAUGUCGAGAACUUUGGGAAGCUCUACCGCAGCUGCGGUAACUGCAAGACCCAAGUCAAGCGUACUGUCCAGAUUAAUGACGUCUGGGCCGUAUCUGGAAAGGAACUUGUCGGCAUCAAUGCGAAUUACGGAGACACUGCGACAAUCCGACGAACCAAGGCCACCAAUGUCAACACCAUCUGCCAGACAUACAAUGGCAACAACUCUGGCAAAGAGCCCAGCAAGGGAAGCAGCGGACCAGACGGCAAGCACUGCUUGUACUCGAACAGCGACAUCUCCUCUUGAAAGUGUAGACGUUGUGGAGAAGGCAAAGUGCGGAGCGUGGAUGCUUCUUUGUCGAUAAAUGACCAUGGCCCUGUUGAUAGUUAAAUAAUCCAAGC